Carassius carassius (crucian carp) is the source of this 4158-nucleotide messenger RNA. RefSeq names its product leucine-rich repeat-containing protein 4-like. The record is from RefSeq and is a predicted model, not a curated record. The transcript is spliced from 2 exons. Gene Ontology annotation, cellular component: postsynaptic density membrane; glutamatergic synapse; plasma membrane. Gene Ontology annotation, molecular function: protein binding. Lineage: Eukaryota; Metazoa; Chordata; Actinopteri; Cypriniformes; Cyprinidae. Gene Ontology annotation, biological process: modulation of chemical synaptic transmission; postsynaptic density protein 95 clustering; synaptic membrane adhesion. The coding region runs from base 1435 to 3909 and encodes 824 amino acids.
ACACAGACGUACUAAAACCAAUGCAUCAAACCAAUGCACUGCUUGGAGUGUGAUGCGUCAGCAGUACAUUCACGUUUCCACUGAAGGACAAAAAGAAGAGCAGGCAUGUAAGCCUGCAUCCCGGGUGCCUGUUACUGCACCACGGAACAUAGCAAAAAAACAUCGGAGCACAGAGGGAGGAAGGUGUUCUAACCAAGGGCCAGUGAGGUUCAAAAUAAAAAGGACAGAAAGGAGGGAGCAAGGGAAGAUGUUGGCAUGGGGAGCCCCUUUUCCCUAGCCUUAGCGCUCGUCCACCAGCUCGAGCAGGACAGCUGUGCAGCUGACAAGGGUGAGAGCACUAACUCUGCACUGAGCUCAGGGCACUGCAGCGCUAUACGGUUACUUCUCUGAUCAACACAACGUCACAGACAGGGGGGAGAAACGCUCUCUCUUUUUUCUCUCAUUCCAGGGAGAGAGAGCGCACGCUCGAAAGCGGGAGAGAGCGAAGGAGAACGAGGCAGAGAGAGAGCGAUCACUCUACAGUGAACGAGCCUUCUUACGGAGCUGCCUCUGCACUGGUACCCCCCUUUAUACCUUCCCUGGACUCGUCAUCAACUUCUUACAGAAAAAUUUAAGGAUUAUCAGGAAGCAUGUAGAAAGAACCCUGCAGCCUUCGCAGCAUGCAAGCGUGAGUGCACGGAGAAAGAACACGGAGCCACUUAAAAGAAAUGCGCUAAUGACCGCAGUGUCAGUCUUUUCAGGUGGACAAGGUGCUGACAAAUCGAGCAGACAAAACAUACUGAGAGAGAGGGAGACGGACAAAGUAAACAUGUGUGAGCAGUCCUCUAUGAAGACACAGGCAUUUAGUAGCAGCAUCAAGUGGAGGUAUCCAAGGACAAGCAUCUGUGGAUAGUUUGAGAGCGAGCGCUUCUAUAGGAGCCAAACUGGAGUGGUACUUUUGCCUGAAGCUCUGAAGCCCUGCAGAGCUGCUAAACGUCUCCUCGGAUGCUCCUCUGUGGAUUUAUUAGGGGCCAUUUUGGCAUUCAUCUCUUGUUUUCUGACAAAUGAAAAAAGAGAAGAUGUUGCUUGUCAUGGGAAUAUAGGAAUUUGAGGGAAAAAAUCUAUUUUGUGAUUGCAAAAAUUGGACGUGUAAAACCUUUGAGGUAGGUGUUGAGCCUUUCCAAACCCUUUUUUAUACAUAAAAUAUAUCCCCUCAUUUUAUUUGAUUCAUUAUUCCUUGGGUUUUCAGUUCUCCAUUUUUACUCAAGUACUUGUCACUGAACGUUUAGCCUCCAGUUCAGUAAAUGGAAAAACAAUCUAGAGUGUUGUUUAACCCAGGGUAGGGCUUCAUUAGUCAGAGGUGAACCCCACCCCUUCCCCCCACUUACUACCCCCCUCUCCCCAACCACCAUCAUCACCCCACAACCCCACCCCCCAGACGAUGCUGAAUUAUGAAUGUGCCACAUCAUGAGUCUCCUGGGGCGGGUAGCUGUGCAUCGAGCCAGGAAAGCCGCCCUGCUCUGUGUCCUGUUCCUCAUGGUUCAACCGUGCAUGGAGGUGGCGGCCGCGGCAGGGCCCCAGGGCUGCCCGACUGAUUGCUCCUGCAACAACCAGCUCAGCAAGGUGGUGUGCACCAGGCGUGGGCUCACUCGUGUACCACCAGGUAUACCCAGCAACACCCGACACCUAAACCUGAUGGAGAAUGCCAUCGAGGCUGUGCAGGCCGACUCUUUCCGCAAUCUCCAUCACCUGGAGGUACUGCAGCUGGGCCGCAAUGCAAUUAGACAGAUUGAAGUGGGUGCCUUCAGUGGACUGACUAAUCUCAAUACACUGGAACUAUUUGAUAACCGGUUGACAGUGGUGCCAAGUGGGGCAUUUGAGUAUCUGUCCAAGCUGCGAGAGCUGUGGCUGAGAAAUAACCCCAUUGAAAGCAUCCCAUCAUAUGCAUUUAACCGAGUGCCAUCCCUAAUGAGAUUGGACCUGGGUGAACUGAAGAAACUGGAGUACAUCUCAGAUGGGGCCUUUGAAGGUCUAGUCAACCUCAAGUACCUCAAUCUGGGGAUGUGCAAUAUUAGAGGGGAGAUGCCCAACCUGACGCCUCUGGUUGGGCUCGAGGAUCUAGAAAUCUCUGAGAAUCUCUUUCCUGAGAUUAAACCAGGUUCAUUCAGAGGACUAUCUUCACUCAAAAAAUUAUGGAUCAUGAACUCUCAAAUAGGGCUAAUUGAGCGAAAUGCAUUUGAUGACCUUGCCUCUUUGGUGGAGCUGAAUUUGGCCCAUAACAAUCUAAGCUCACUGCCCCAUGACCUCUUUACACCACUGAAAUUCCUGGUGGAAAUUCACCUCCACCACAAUCCCUGGAACUGUGGCUGCGACUCACUUUGGCUAGCACGUUGGCUACGCGAGUACAUACCGACGAACUCUACAUGCUGUGGCCGUUGUCACUCCCCUGCACACAUGAGAGGCCGCCAGUUGGUUGAGCUGGACCGAGGUGAUACAGGGGCAAUGCAGUGCUCCGCUCCUUUUAUCUCAGAUGCUCCAAGAGACCUGAAUAUUUCUGGUGAACGUGUGGCAGAACUGCGAUGUCGAACAGCAGCCAUGUCUGCUGUGCGAUGGCUCCUACCGAACGGGACAGUUCUAACUCACGCAUCAAGCCACCCACGGAUAACAGUGCUGAAUGACGGGACUCUGAACUUUUCGAACGUGCUAGCAGGUGACACGGGCAUGUAUACCUGCAUGGUGUCCAACGCGGCUGGAAAUUCCAAUGCUUCGGCCUAUCUAAACGUAAGUGCUGCUGAGCUCAACACGUCCAACCUCAGCUACUUAACCACAGUCACAGUGGAGGUGCUGAGCCCCGGAAAUGAAAUGCCCAAGCCUAAAACCACCACGACUACAGCAGGUGAUAGCACCACUACCACGGCCUCGCCAUCAGUCUUUCAGCCAGUUUUCAUCUCUACGCCGACAGUCCUGCUCCAGAGUACCGACACUCCACGAAAUCGCCCAUCUGUUGUACCUGGCUCAAAAGUGACGACAGGAAAACCUCCCAACCCAGCCAGUACCAGUCUGGAUGAGGUGAUGAAGACAACAAAGAUCAUUAUCGGUUGUUUCGUGGCAGUAACCUUGCUAGCAGCAAUCAUGUUAAUUGUAUUUUAUAAACUACGAAAGCGGCAUCAGCAGAGAAGCACAGUGGAUGCAGACAGAAGUGUGGAGAUUAUUCAGGUAGAGGAAGCACCGGCAUCUGCUGCCAAUAUGGCAGAGGAGGGGGGACGGACUCUACCAGAGAUAAGGGAUCAUAACAUUAUUUACAAACUGGACUACAACACCCACAAACCUAAAACAAACUAUAUGCACCAACCUACUUUGGAACACAUCUCUUACAAACUGACGGACUGUUCACACAAGUCAUUGCCAGAUUAUUACAUACACAAAAAAGAUGAGCAGAGCCCCUACAAACAUGGAUAUAGUUCUCAAAAACCUGAAUACAAAUCUCAUACUCCUAAACCAGACUUCAGUCCAUUCAAACCAGACUACGGUGUUCCAAAAUCCAAAACAAACUACAAUAUGCCUAAACUCAAAUCUGAUUGCAACCCCUACAAGACAGACAGCAGCCUUUUUAAACCGGACUUCAAUGCUUUCAAGUCAGAGUUCAGCUCCCUCAAAAAAGAAUACGUCAGUUGUGACUUCAGCCCUCAAAAGUACAAAAUGGAUUACAGUCCUCAAAACGUGGACAACAGCCCACAUAAGAUCAACUACAGCACCCUGAAACCCAAAUACAACACUUAUAAGCCACCGGGCCAUGGUGCCAAAUGGACAGAUAGCAACAGCAUUGGAAAUUCUUUGCCUCGAACCUUGCCCAGUGCUAUCACAGAUUCUCCUGAUGACCGUGUUAAAAAAACUCACACCAAGGAGAAAGUACAAGAGACUCAGAUAUAGUCUGGCCCACAACAAAACCGAACCUCAGUCAAAAUGACUCUCUCUCCCUAUAGGCCCACCCUCACAUGAGCAUUAAAACAUGCAAUAGAAUGCACAAAAGACGAGAAAAAAAAAGACAGGAACCACUUUUUUUUUUGUACAGAGUGCAAUUCUUAAAGACUGAUUGUUGUUGUACAUGCUUAUAAAUAAAUAUAUAUGGAAAAACUGAAACUACCAUGGGCUGGUAAUAGAAAAGCAGAUUAUAUAAAA